This is a messenger RNA of Halichondria panicea, 1002 nucleotides long. Its product is annotated as radial spoke head protein 9 homolog. Lineage: Eukaryota; Metazoa; Porifera; Demospongiae; Suberitida; Halichondriidae. Gene Ontology annotation, cellular component: axoneme; radial spoke. Gene Ontology annotation, biological process: motile cilium assembly; axoneme assembly; cilium movement involved in cell motility. Bases 12 to 863 code for a protein of 283 amino acids. The transcript is spliced from 5 exons. The record is from RefSeq and is a predicted model, not a curated record.
AAUUAAUUUCCAUGGUAACAAGUUGUUGUUUACUAGCCCAAGAAAUGGAUUCUGAAAGUGUGUUUGUGAACUUGGACUACCUCGGUAGCAGUGGAGUGGUGCUCAGCGUGGAGCAGAAGGCAUCGCUACAGUCCUCACUCCUGCUACUCAAGAGAGAGCACAAGUUUCGUCGAGUCAAGCUUUGGGGUGUAGUACGAGGAAUAGGAAACGACUACUUUAUUGCUCAGGGAGUAGGCAAGGACGAGCUCAAGGACAGGAAGGCCCUCUACAGCCAGGAUUGUAUCCUGUGGUCGCUACUACCGCACGCUGACCAAGGCCUCAAACAUAAGUCCUCCCUCAUGCGUGGACGAUUCACAGGAGACCCUUCCUUCGAGUAUGAGACAACAGUGACUCACAGAGUCGGAGAGGGGGACGCAGCCGAGGAGCAGAGCACACAGAUAGAGCUCAAGGAAGAGGAUCGAUUAGCAGCUGUUGUGUCGCGUAUAGAUGAGGAAGUAGCACUGGUACCCAGAGGGGCCUACAUACGAACACCUCUAGGAGAGGUCAUUCUCAACAACUCUUUUCAAGGACUAUCGCUGGCUGAUGCUAAGAGGCUCAACUAUUACAUGCAUUUCAAGAGGUCCAGUGGGGUGGAAGAGGAGAUGAAAAGUAUCAACCAGUCUGUUGAUUUCCUGGAGACCAUUGACAAGGACAUACCCAAAGGCUGCUGGAGCCUUGUGACUGCCAAUGGAGGCUCUGCUGUGAUCUUGCGUAGUCUACUGUGGCCUGGAAUGAUGGGGUUCACUAUACCAUGCUCAAGAACCUUCGGCCACUUCUACUGUGGCAUUGGAGAGAGGAAUCCAGACCUUCUGUUUAUGCUAUAGAGACUCUGUACUAGCACACACUAUUGUACCCCCUUAUGUUAUUUAUGCUGAUUGACUCUCAGAUUAUUAUUAAUUAAUUGAAAAAUGUAAUUCAGAUACUACAAGCAAAACGUGAUUCCAUAAAAAUUAAGUUACUGAG